CUGAGAGGGAAGGAGAUCCUCUAGACUGGGUGAAGGGGACAGGGAAGGACAGUGCCAUUCCUCGCCUCUCUUCGACAAUGGCUCUGCCUCUUAAGGUCCUGAGUCGGAGCAUGGCCAGCGCAGCCAAAGGAGACCAUGGAGGGGCAGGAGCCAACACCUGGCGCCUCCUGACCUUUGUACUGGCUCUCCCCAGCGUAGCCCUCUGCUCCCUUAACUGCUGGAUGCACGCUGGCCACCACGAGCGCCCAGAGUUCAUCCCUUAUCACCACCUCCGCAUCCGAACCAAGCCCUUCUCCUGGGGAGAUGGUAACCACACACUUUUCCAUAAUCCUCACGUCAAUCCCUUGCCCACCGGCUAUGAGCGCCCUUGAAGUCUCAGCAGACACACUCUUCCAACGUCUCCAAAUUGACCUUCUGCAUACUGGCUCUGAGCACCCCUGAGGCUCCAGUGGACAGCACAAUAAAGGUGUGCAAGUUUUG
This is a messenger RNA of Mastomys coucha (southern multimammate mouse), 480 nucleotides long. RefSeq names its product cytochrome c oxidase subunit 6A2, mitochondrial. Lineage: Eukaryota; Metazoa; Chordata; Mammalia; Rodentia; Muridae. The record is from RefSeq and is a predicted model, not a curated record. The coding region runs from base 78 to 371 and encodes 97 amino acids. Gene Ontology annotation, cellular component: mitochondrial inner membrane. Gene Ontology annotation, biological process: mitochondrial electron transport, cytochrome c to oxygen. Gene Ontology annotation, molecular function: enzyme regulator activity. The transcript is spliced from 3 exons.